AUGACCGAAUACGACUAUAUCAUUGUCGGCGCAGGCAUCGGUGGCCUGGUGCUGGCCAACCGCCUGAGCGCAGACGCCUCUGUCAAUGUCCUUCUCAUCGAAGCCGGGGCCAAUCGCAUGGGCGAUCCUCGUAUCGACACCCCUGGGUUUCUGGGCAUGUUGUACGGAAACCCAGACUUCGACUGGGAUUAUAUGAGUGUCCCUCAGCCGCAUGUCAACAACCGACAAAUCGCGCAGCCCCGCGGCCGGGUCGUCGGCGGUUCCUCGGCCCUGAAUUUCUCGGUCGUCCUGUACCCUCCCGCAUCAGACUUCGAGGCAUGGAAGGCGUUGGGAAACCAAGGCUGGGGCGCAGAGGAUAUGGCGCCGUACCUGCGGAAGUUUCACACGUUCUCCCCGCCCAGCAAGUCCACGGCCGACCUUCUCGGCGUCGAUAGCUACAUGAAAGCCAGCAGCCAGGGGUGUGACGGCCCUGUGCCUGUUUCCCUGCCGGACGUAUAUGGGCCGUUCAACGAAGCGUGGGAUAAGACGUUUGAGAAGCUUGGUUGGCGGACGGACGCGGAUCCCAUCGCCGGACGCAAACUGGGUGCGUUCACCCCGCCGCUGACCGUUGACGCAAAGACAGGGAAGCGGGGGUAUGCAGCGGCCUACUACUCCCCCGAGGUGGCCGCACGGCCAAACCUGCGCCUGCUGGCAGAGACCAUGGUCGAGCGGGUGCUGUUGACCAGGCAGGAUGGAGACGUGCUGGCCACCGGCGUGCUGGUCAAGGACAAGGAUGGCGCGAGAGAGAUUCACGCAAAGAAAGAAGUCAUUAUCUGCGCCGGCAGCCUGAAUACGCCUCAGAUCCUGGAACUCUCCGGCAUUGGAAAUGCAGGGCUGCUACAGAAGCACGACAUCCCCGUGGUGAUCGACAACCCCGGCGUUGGCGAGAACCUCCAAGAUCACUGCAUCAGCUGCAUCAGCUUCGAGAUCGCCGACGGUCAAGUCUCGGGCGACAUUCUCCGUGACCCCAACGUGGUACAGGCCCUCGUCAAGCUGUACGAGGAGACUCGCGGCGGCCCGCUGGCAGGCAUGCCCAUCAGCGUGGCGUACCUUCCUUUCGUUGACGGACGAGGCGUCGUCCCGCGGCCAGAAGUCGAGGAGCUGCUGGCCAAGUAUCUCGACAGCGCCGCCCUUCCACCCAAUCUGCAGGCGCAGUACGCGCACCUCAGGAAAGCGAUCCUCGACAACGAUACCCCGUCGUCAGAGUACCUCUUCCUCCCCGCGCAGCUACACAUGAAACCCGGUGCGACAAGCUUGCCCGACGUCCUGGCCAAGCCCCUGCCGGAGAACUACAUCAGCAUCAUGAUCCUGCACAACCACCCUUUCUCACGAGGAUCGGUGCAUAUCUCCUCCCCCAAGGCGGAGGACAAACCGAUCUACGAUCCGAACUUUCUCUCCCACCCGCUGGACUUGGAGAUACUCGCUCGGCACACGCAAUUCCUUGAGACAAUCGCCGCCACGGAGCCGUUCAAGUCUCUUCUCAAGGAACGGCGGAUCCCGGAAAACGCGAGGGACUUGGGCGAUCUGGAGCGAGCCAAGGAGCUGGUCAAGGACCGGCUGUUUACGUGCUUUCACCCUGCGGGGACGUGUGCCAUGUUGCCGCGGGAGAUGGGGGGUGUGGUGGAUGACCAGCUGAGAGUGUAUGGGACACGCAAUCUGAGGGUGGUUGAUGCCAGUGUCUUUCCGCUGGAGCCGGCGGGGAAUAUCCAGGCGACGGUGUAUGCGGUGGCGGAGCGCGCAGCUGAUUUGAUCAUCGGCAGUAAUUAG
Molecule: messenger RNA, 1806 nt
Organism: Aspergillus fumigatus Af293
Lineage: Eukaryota; Fungi; Ascomycota; Eurotiomycetes; Eurotiales; Aspergillaceae
Product: putative aryl-alcohol dehydrogenase
Exons: 2
Coding region: 1-1806 (601 amino acids)
Molecular function (GO): flavin adenine dinucleotide binding; oxidoreductase activity, acting on CH-OH group of donors
Source: RefSeq, a predicted model, not a curated record